Messenger RNA from Laccaria bicolor S238N-H82, 978 nucleotides. RefSeq lists its product as uncharacterized. The record is from RefSeq and is a predicted model, not a curated record. Bases 1 to 978 code for a protein of 325 amino acids. The transcript is spliced from 12 exons. Lineage: Eukaryota; Fungi; Basidiomycota; Agaricomycetes; Agaricales; Hydnangiaceae.
AUGUCAGCCGCUGGUACGGAUAUUAAUAAAGCUGCACCUCUUUUCAUUGGAUGCAUCAUCAGUUGGUUUUUGUCGGGCUCGUUGAUGGUGCAGACCUACGAUUACUUUUGCGACGAUCACCUUGAAGGUGAUAUGAUCGGAAUAAAACUUGCAGUGGGGCUAGCCUUCAUUCUUGAUAUGGCGCGAUCGAUGUCAGUGACUUCGGCAGGCUGGGAGCGGCUGGUGAGCGGCUGGGGAGAUCCAACGAGUUUCUCUCGCAUAUCAAUAUUCGCAGCCAUGACUGUCCCGCUAACGGGGCUCGAAUCAUGCGUAGUCCAAACGUUUUUCGCUUGGCGAAUAUGGAAUCUGAGGAGAGGUUCAAAAGUUGGUCGUUUCGUUCCGUGUAUCAUCUCAUCGGUGCGGGGUCUCCAUGGUUUCUUGUUCUUUGUACUCAGAGUUUGUGUACAGGUGGCGUUGGUACAGUUUGCAGCAGCGGUCGUUCACGGGAUAUGUUGUUAUCAAUCCGACAAUUUCAACAUAGGAAAAGAGUGGCUCAAACUUUCAACGGAGAUCUGGCUCUCAGGUAGCUUCCUCUGUGACUGCAUCAUUGUGAUGACCAUGAUAAUCCUGCUCGUACAGGCAAAGCUUGAAUCUUCAUUCGUAUUGACUCGACGUCUCAUUGACCGUCUCAUAAUUGUUACUCUGGAGACUGGCGCUAUCACUGUCGUCGUGAUUCUCGUUCAGCUCGGUAUAUAUAUAAAAUAUCCAGAAGAUGCACUCCAACAUGUUGCGGUGAUGUACAUUCUUGGGGGCUUGUACGCUAACGUACUCCUCGCUGUUCUAAAUGGCCGGAAGCGAGCUCGCCGGCUGGUGGCGCUCACGCAUCAUUCUCUCAGCCUCCACUUUGCUGAACACAUUCCCUCCCGUUUUUCCUCCGCUACGUUACAAGAAGCCUUGAUGAGUGAUACAAUUAUGCGAAGUAGUCAAGUAAGUGUGUAA